Messenger RNA from Parnassius apollo (apollo), 411 nucleotides. Lineage: Eukaryota; Metazoa; Arthropoda; Insecta; Lepidoptera; Papilionidae. The record is from the annotation of a GenBank genome assembly.
AUGUCGAAAAAGAAAUCGCGUGUGUGGAUAUUCUUCGAUGAUGUUGAAGGAGAACCGACAAAAGUGAAAUGUAACCAGUGCCAGGGAAUAAUUUCACGCGGUAGUCAAGGUAGAAAAGCGAAUACUACAAUUAUGACUAAUCACACAAAAUACUCGUAUAAGCACAACGAGUUGAUGCCUCAAUUGGCAGGUUCUAUUAAAAGUAGUUCGAAUGAAGUCCAUUUGUCUUCUCGUUUUCUGUCGCAACCUGAGCUCUUUUCACCGACGCCAUUUCCGUCAACUUCACCGAGAGGCGAAGUUUACAUACAACAAACUAUUCAAGAUAGUGUAAUGGUCCAGUGGUCGCUUCAGGGCUCCCGAUCAAGAGAAAUAAGUGUUGCUAUAGGAGAGAUGAUUGCCUUGGAUAACUAA